GGCUAGUGGAGAGCUAGAGAGAAGAAGCAAAGAAAUGGCCUUGAUUUCCACUCAUAACCCUUGGCUUUUCGUUUUUGGUGUUCUAGGUAACAUUUCCUCGUUCGUGGUUUUCCUAGCUCCAAUUGCAAUGCUUUGGAUCUACUAUGCCUUACUCAAAUCUGAUGCUUUCCUUCUCAUCACCAUCAACGCCUUUGGUUGUGUCGUUGAGACCAUUUACAUUGCUUUCUACAUCACUUAUGCCCCAAGGAAAGCUAGGAUUCCCAACAUUCUUGGAGUCAUAUUUGGGUUGCUUCAGAUGGUGCUGUAUGCAGUAUACAGGAAUAAGUCCAAGAUGUUGGUGGCAGCGGAGGUUCAGUCGCCCCAACAAAGCACUGAUAUGACCAAACUUGGAACACAUCCCCUCAACUGUGGCAAAAACAUUGAGAAUAAGGAACAGAAUGAAAAUGAUCGCCAAAAUAUCGAUCAGACUGGGAAUAGCAUGGAGGUUUUCUACUCGAAUCCGCAAAUUGCUCUUGAAGUUUAAUUGCAAUACCCCUUCGCAACUGUAGGAAAUAUAUGAAUGUGUUUCCUGUUUCAUGUUCUAGUUUUUUAACUUGAGAUUUGUAUUUCUCUAAAUGUAAGAAGCCUAACCAAAAGUUGGGCGCGCAAAAUAAAUUCUAAAUGUAGUU
Rubroshorea leprosula is the source of this 668-nucleotide messenger RNA. The record is from the annotation of a GenBank genome assembly. NCBI's taxonomy places the organism in Eukaryota, Viridiplantae, Streptophyta, Magnoliopsida, Malvales, Dipterocarpaceae.